This is a messenger RNA of Desarmillaria tabescens, 3024 nucleotides long. RefSeq names its product Sec1-like protein. The coding region runs from base 1 to 3024 and encodes 1007 amino acids. Lineage: Eukaryota; Fungi; Basidiomycota; Agaricomycetes; Agaricales; Physalacriaceae. The record is from RefSeq and is a predicted model, not a curated record. The transcript is spliced from 20 exons. Gene Ontology annotation, cellular component: Golgi membrane. Gene Ontology annotation, biological process: vesicle-mediated transport; intracellular protein transport.
AUGGACGUCGUGAAAGCGGUCGAGACAUACAUCACGAAAUUGGUUUCCGAGCCAUCCGCAAUGAAGGUCCUACUACUGGACUCGCAUACGACUCCAAUAGUAUCUCUCGCUUCAACGCAGUCAAUUCUACUUUCUCAUCAAGUCUACCUCACUGACCGCAUAGACAACAAGAAACGGGACCGCAUGCCUCACAUGAAAUGCGUUUGCUUCCUUCAGGCUACAGAAGAGAGUUUAGAGGCCCUACAAGUGGAAUUGCGUGGACCCAAGUAUUCCGAGUACUACUUGUACUUCACCAAUAUCCUGAGCAAAUCUGUUAUAGAGCUUCUUGCGGAGGUAGACGAAUAUGAAGUUGUUCGGGAGGUCCAGGAAUACUUUGCAGACUACGCACCACUAUUGCCAUCUCUAUUCUCGUUAAACCAUACACCGUCACCAUCUAAACCACUGUAUGGGUCUACACCGAAUUCAUGGCAUCCCGACGCGCUAGAACGCUCUGUGCAAGGGAUGUUGGCCAUCUUACUUAGCCUCAGGAAGAAGCCAGUAAUACGAUACGAGAAAAUGAGUGGGAUGGCAAAAAAGCUGGCUGUCGAGAUACAGCAUCGAAUACAAUCAGAAUCAACUCUCUUCGAUUUCCGUCUCACUCAAGUUCCGCCACUACUAUUAAUUCUUGACCGCCGAAAUGACCCUGUUACUCCACUGCUCUCACAAUGGACUUACCAAGGAAUGGUCCAUGAAUUACUUGGUACCCAGAAUGGUCGAGUGAACCUGAGCAUGGUUCCUGACAUUCGACCGGAGCUCUCUGAAAUAACUCUCACCACAUCGACGGACCCGUUCUUUCAAGCCCACUAUCUUGCAACCUUUGGCGAUCUAGGAUCAUCUCUCAAGAAUUAUGUCCAGUCAUAUCAGUCUCGAUCCAUGGCUCAGUCUCCCUCGUCUAUCAACUCAAUCGCAGAUAUGAAACGCUUUGUUGAAGAGUAUCCGGAAUUUCGGAAGCUGGGAGGUAACGUCAGCAAGCACGUCGCCUUGGUUGGCGAACUGAGUCGACUGGUCGGCCGAGACAAACUUUUAGAAGUUGGAGAAAUUGAACAGGGUCUUGCAACAAGCGCCGGAUCCGAUUUCAAGAGCGUACACGAUCUGAUCACGAAUAAAGGUAUACCUCCGUGGAACAAGCUCCGUUUAGUUAUCCUCUAUGCCCUACGAUAUCAGAAGACCCAAACAGCAAAUAUUGCUAAUCUCAUCAAUCUUUUACUUGCAAAUGGCGUUUCUCGAGAGGAAGCUAGACUUGUUUAUGUGUUUUUGAACAUUGCAGGAGCGGAUCAACGCCAAGAUGACCUUUUUUCAACCGAGUCACUCCUUGCCAAAGGACGAUCGGCAUUGAAGGGUCUGAAGGGCGUCGAAAACGUGUACACUCAACAUACACCUCAUCUUUCCGAAACUCUGGAGAAUGUGUUCAAGGGUCGACUAAAGGAGACAAGUUAUCCUUUCCUCGACAAUCCAGGGCCUAAUGCAUCUCUUCAAAGACCGCAGGAUAUUAUAAUAUUCAUCAUCGGGGGUGCCACCUACGAAGAAGCACGCACAGUGACACUUCUUAAUCAACAGCUUUCCGCACCGUCUGGUGGUAUGGGAACAUCCGGAGCAGGCAUAAGACUACUCCUCGGUGGGACCUGCGUUCACAAUUCGUCGACGUAUCUGGAGAUGAUAAAAUCCGCUGCCGAGUCAUUCCCAGCAUCUGUAUAUGAACCUCCGCCAGAAUCCGCAUCAAACGCUCCAGCACUGAACUUGAAUCUGGGAGGUGUGAACACAACAGACGAUGUGAAGGUCAAGACACGCACUGGAGCUUUCUUGACACUUCUUUCUGCUGCAAUUAUUCUGGCCUUCUCAACCAUGGAAUUCAUUGACUAUCGGAGAGUUUACACCGACACGUCAAUUGUCGUGGAUAAGAGCAGAGGAGAGAAGCUUACUGUGAACAUGAAUGUCACCUUCCCAAGAGUACCUUGCUACCUGCUCAGCGUGGAUGUAAUGGAUAUCAGUGGAGAGACGCAACGCGACCUCUCACACAAUAUCCUCAAGGUCCGGCUCGACAAAAAGGGCAAACCCAUACCCAACUCCUUCAGCGCCGAGCUGAGAAACGACCUCGACAAGAUGAACGAACAGACGUCCGGCGAUUAUUGUGGAUCCUGCUACGGCGGUCUCGAGCCUGCGAGCGGGUGCUGCAACACCUGCGAGGAAGUUCGGACGGCAUACGUUAACCGAGGCUGGAGUUUCUCAAAUCCCGACGCUAUUGAGCAGUGUAAAUCCGAAGGCUGGGCUGACAAGCUGCGUGAGCAAGCCGAUGAAGGGUGCAAUGUUUCCGGGCGUAUUCGCGUUAACAAAGUUAUUGGCAAUAUCCAUCUUUCGCCAGGAAGGUCAUUCCAGACUAGUGGGCGCAACGUCUACGACCUAGUCCCAUACUUGAAGGAUGAUGGCAACCGGCAUGAUUUCUCUCAUACGAUCCAUCAAUUCUCCUUCGAAGGUGAUGAUGAAUACGACAUAUUCAAAGCCGCGUCCGGACGGGAAAUGAAACAAAGAUUAGGACUUGUACAAAACCCGCUGGACGGUGCGGUUGGACGGACGAACAAAGCCCAAUAUAUGUUCCAAUACUUCCUCAAAGUCGUCUCGACACAAUUCAGAACUCUGGAUGGGAAAACAAUAAAUACCCUUCAGUACAGUGCCACGCACUUUGAACGUGACCUUUCAGAUGGUGGACAAACCGGCACUCCGCAGGGAGUGCAUGUGCAACAUGGUGUUACCGGGGUACCUGGUGCUUUCUUCAACUUCGAGAUCUCACCAAUACUGGUUGUGCACUCUGACACUCGACAGUCAUUUGCACACUUCCUUACAUCAACAUGUGCUAUCGUGGGAGGAGUGCUUACAGUAGCCUCUAUCCUUGACAGUGUGCUCUUCGCGACUACCCGCGCUUUGAAAAAGUCGGGUGUCAACCAUGCCAAUGGAAAUGGCGUAGGGUAUGGAGGCGGAAAGCUCAUGUAA